GCCUCACCGGAGAUACCGAAAAGAAAGGAGUGAGGAUAAACGGGGACCGAACAACACAACAACUCCCAGCAUGAAACAAAUGUGAAACCGUCACGGGACUAUCUUUCCCAAGAAGCAUACAUUAGAUUUUUUAUUGUCUUCAUCGAGAUUUGUGAGGUUGGUGAAAUAUGGAAACGGCUGUUUCAAGAGGCUUAUUGCUCGCUCAGCUCUUGAUCGUCUGUCAAUUAGCUGAACUGGUGCAAGGAUACGGAUACCGGGCCCAGCGUAAAUUCUCAGAAGACAUCGACUGGUCCUAUGCGGGGACUCUCAACCAAAACAACUGGGCCAAGAAGUACCCAUCAUGUAACAAUGCCAGACAGUCACCCAUCAACAUCGAGGAGGAGCUGACACAGGUCAAAGUUCAGUUCCAAAAGCUGAAGUUCGAGGGCUGGGAGGAAGCGAUGUCUGAUGGGGCCACCAUCAAGAACGACGGCAAGACAGUGGCGGUGAACCCAGAGGGAGACUUCUAUGUGAGUGGAGGGGGGCUGAGGGGCAGGUUUAAGGUGGGAAGAAUCACCUUCCACUGGGGACGCUGCAACGCCUCCUCAGAGGGCUCCGAACACAGCCUCAACGGGGUGAAGUACCCCCUGGAGAUGCAGAUCUACUGUUAUGAAGCGCAUCGCUUUGAGUCCUUAGACCAGGCCAUCAAGGACGGGGGCAGGAUCACAGCUCUCUCUGUGCUGUUUGAGACGAGCAUCGAAGACAAUGACAACUACAUAGCCAUUAUCGACGGAAUCAACCGUGUCAGCCGAUUCGGUAAGAGUGGGAGGGUGGGUCCCUUCUCUCUCCGGGGCCUCCUGCCCAACUCCACAGAGAAGUACUUCAUCUACAACGGCUCCCUCACCACACCACCCUGCACUGAGACCGUGGAGUGGAUCGUCUUCAAGAACACUGUGGCCAUCUCCGACACGCAGCUGGAGAUGUUCUGUGAGGUGAUGACCAUGCAGCAGGCGGGCUACGUGAUGCUGAUGGACUACCUGCAGAACAACUACAGGGAGCAGCAGCAGCAGUUCAUGGGCCAGGCCUUCUCCUCCUACACCGGCACAGAGGAGGUCCUCACUCCCAUCUGCAGUUCAGAGCCGGAGAACGUGCAGGCAGACCCCCAUAACCUGACCAGCCUGCUGGUGAUGUGGGAGCGGCCACGGGCGGUUUACGACGCGGGGAUAGAGAAGUACUCAGUUACCUACAAGCUGGCCCAGGGAGAGGACCCUCCGGCCUUUGAGUACCUGACGGACGGAGACCAGGAUGUGGGGGCCAUAUUGCAGGACCUGAUGGCCAACACCAGCUACGUGGUUCAGGUCAUGGCGGUCUGCACCAACGGUCUGUACGGCCGCGUGAGCGAGCAGCUGACUGUCGACAUGCCGAUCGACAACCCCGAGGACACCCCUGAUCCAGAUUCUACUGGAUUUGCAGAGGAAGAGGACUAUGGACCCCGGGUUGAACCGGGUGAAGACCAGGACAAUGACAUGGACUGGACCACCCCAAGCUCUACGAGGACCAGGCCCAAAACAACCACUGGCCUACCAAGCCUCCCCUUGCCUGGUAUCAGAACAACCACCCCUUCUGUCCAGAGGAGAACCACCACUCCAGGGUCUCCUUUCAAGACCACUCAGCCCAACCGAUCCCAUACGUCCACGGCGCCGAGUGUAAGGUACCGCACCACGACCAGAGCUCCAGCAGAGGGGGCCGUCUCACCAGGCAGCAGAGGGAGCGGGAGUACCCAGAAGUAUACCACAACAGCGACCAUGCCGCUGUCUCGCACUGAUGACGUCACCACUUCCUCAACCAAGAAGGAGAAGGGCAGAGGGGUGGCGCGCCCCGUGACCAUCCCAAGCGGCAAAGGCAGCGGUGUUUCCAUGGCCAUCCCUCUCCAGGAAAGCUGGACCGUGGCCACUUCUUCCCCCUCCCUUUUUCAGGGGGUACCACCACAGCCUACAAGUCCCAGCAUGCCCUUGUUUUCGUCCACUGCCUCCUCCUUCGGCAGCGUUCUCUCGCAGACCACGCAGCCGGUGUUCAACGAGGCCAGUAACAGCAGCCAUGAGUCCAGGGUGGGUCUGGCCAGGGAUAAGGAGAGGAGGGCCGUGGUCCCUCUGGCGGUGGUCUCCACCCUCACCUUCGUGGGACUCAUCAUCCUGGUGGGCAUCCUCAUCUACUGGAGAAAGUGUUUCCAGACUGCCCAUUUCUACAUAGAGGACAACACAUCGCCCAGAGUCAUAUCUGUUCCACCCACACCAUUGCUUACAGCUACAGAUGAACAUGAAGCCCUUACGGUGAAGCAGUUUGUCAAGCACGUGACAGAGCUCCACCACACCAACGCAUUCUCCCGGGAGUUUGAGAUAUUGAAAGAGUGUUACGAGGAGGUGCAGGUGUGCACGGUGGACCUGGGUAUCACCACAGACGGCUCCAACCAUCCAGACAACAAGAACAAGAACCGAUACAUCAAUAUCCUGGCCUAUGACCACAGCCGAGUAAGACUCUCAACCCAGGCUGACAAAGAUGGGAAGAGUGGAGAUUACAUUAACGCAAACUACGUUGACGGUUUCAACAAGUCCAGGGCCUACAUCGCGGCCCAGGGCCCUCUCAAGUCCAGCACCGAGGACUUCUGGAGGAUGGUGUGGGAGCAGAACGUGGGCGUCAUCAUCAUGAUUACCAACCUGGUGGAGAAGGGACGGAGGAAGUGUGACCAGUACUGGCCCCUGGAGAGCCAGGAUGAGUACGGUGGUUUCCUGGUGACGGUGAAGAGCAGCAAGGUUCUGGCCCACUACACCGAGAGAACCUUCACCCUCAGGAACACCAAGGUCCAAAAGGGUUCACUGAAGGGGCGUAUUAACGAGCGGACCGUGACACAGUACCACUACACCCAGUGGCCAGACAUGGGCGUGCCUGAGUACACUCUCCCCGUGCUCACCUUCGUCCAGACGUCCUCCAAAGCCAGGACAGAUGACAUGGGGCCUGUCGUAGUGCACUGCAGUGCGGGCGUAGGCAGGACUGGUACCUACAUAGUGUUGGAUAGCAUGCUGAAGCAGAUCAAAGAAGAGAGCACGGUCAACAUCAUGGGUUUCCUCAAACACAUCCGCACACAGAGGAACCACCUGGUACAGACAGAGGAGCAGUAUGUGUUCAUCCACGACGCCCUGGUGGAGGCCAUCUUGGGCAAGGAGACGGAGGUUUCCUCCAGCCUCAUCCACAGCUACGUCAAUGACCUCCUGACCCCAGGGCCCUCCGGCAGGACGCAGCUGGAGAAACAGUUUAAGCUGGUAUCCCAGUCCAAUGCCAAACAGUGUGACUACUCGGCAGCCCUGAAAGAGUGCAACAGAGAGAAGAACAGAAACUCCUCUUUAAUACCCGUUGAAAGGUCACGGGUGUGUCUGUCUACGGUGGUGGGAGAAACUACAUCAGAUUACAUCAAUGCCUCAUACCUCACGGGGUACCGGCAGAGCACUGAGUUCAUCGUGACCCAGAACCCACUGGCCAGCACGGUGACAGACUUCUGGAGGAUGAUCUGGGAUCACAACGCUCAGGUCAUCGUCACACUGCCGGGAACACCAGAAACAGCGGGAACACUGGGAACACCAAGCCUGGCAGAGGGGGAGGAGCCGUACGUGUACUGGCCCCGCAAGGAGCAGCCAAUCAGCUGUGAGGCGUUCACAGUGACCCUGCGGAGCGAGAACCAUGUGUGUCUGGCCAACGAGGAGAUGCUGGUGGUGCAGGACUAUGUCCUGGAGGCUACACAGGAUGACUAUGUUCUGGAGGUGAGGCACUACCGGACGCCUCGCUGGCCCAACCCAGACAGCCCCAUCAGCAGCACCUUUGAGCUGCUCAGCCUGGUGAGGGAGGAGAGCUCCUCCAAGGAGGGCCCCAUGGUUGUCCAUGACGAGAUUGGCGGUGUUACUGCGGGAACCUUCUGUGCCCUGUCUACUCUGGUGUGCCAACUAGAGUUGGAGAGCUCUGUGGACGUGUACCAGGUGGCCAAGAUGAUCAACCUCAUGAGGCCCGGGACCUUCACUGAUGUUGAGCAGUACCAGUUCCUGUACAAAGCCAUGCUGAGCCUGGUUGGCACACAGGAGGACGAGAGGACGCUCCAGUCCUCUGACAACAACGGAACGGUCCCAGGGGGCCCUGUCAGCACAGCCGAGAGCCUUGAGUCCCUGGUGUAACCAUGGCAACGGGGCCCCUAACUUGCCAGUAUGGACUCUUGCCUGUCUCACUGUGUUCAGUUUUUAAAGACAGCAGCUUUGCCUUUUUCCCCUCCUUUUUUUCUCCUCUUCUGUUCUCCGUCGUUGAAUGGCAGUUUCCUGACCGCUGGACAUGAUACCGCACGACCCUGUAAUGUGUGCCUUUGUAUAUUCAUCUUGUACUUCUAACGGCGUUCAUACAAUUGUAGAUUAACUUUACGAUGUUUUGUCGAUACUGCCGUCUUGAGAUGUUUGCUUAACUAACUGUUUUCCCUAAACUUUCGUAUUUAUUGGCAGUAAGCUAUAAAAAAAGAAGGGAAAAUGCAACUUUUACGUUAAACAACAUUUUGUUAGCCUAUUUUUUGUAGAGUCAAUGCAUUGAGCAACUCAUUCUUCCAUCUAGACAAUGUAAAUACUAUUUUGUUUGUAGCAACAGUGAGCUUUUGAAAUCAAAAAUGCACAUUGGCAUGAAAUAAUACAUCUAAUAUGUAAAUAAUAUUAUAGCAACCAAGACAAUGGACCAAAUUUCUAUUUAUACUUCUAGAUUUUUAUAUUUUACUACGUUUUUUUUAGUCAAUUUUCAAUGUAUGGCUGCAUUCGAAUAACUUAGUCAAAGCAAUUUUUUAAAAUGUUUUAAUGUUAUAGCUAGUGUUCUUCUGUAUUUUGUAAUGGACUAAAUAUGAAGCUUGGGGUACUGACACGUUUUUUGCUGUACAUGAAACUUUGCUGGAUGAUUAGACAUAGGAUUAAACAAGUGAAAGAG
Messenger RNA from Salvelinus namaycush (lake trout), 4977 nucleotides. It is a transcript of the gene ptprz1a, whose product is annotated as protein tyrosine phosphatase receptor type Z1a. Gene Ontology annotation, molecular function: protein binding; protein tyrosine phosphatase activity. The coding region runs from base 168 to 4196 and encodes 1342 amino acids. Gene Ontology annotation, biological process: peptidyl-tyrosine dephosphorylation. NCBI's taxonomy places the organism in Eukaryota, Metazoa, Chordata, Actinopteri, Salmoniformes, Salmonidae. The transcript has 30 exons. The record is from RefSeq and is a predicted model, not a curated record.